This is a messenger RNA of Octodon degus (degu), 921 nucleotides long. RefSeq names its product olfactory receptor 13H1. Gene Ontology annotation, molecular function: olfactory receptor activity; G protein-coupled receptor activity. The record is from RefSeq and is a predicted model, not a curated record. Gene Ontology annotation, biological process: G protein-coupled receptor signaling pathway. Gene Ontology annotation, cellular component: membrane. The transcript has a single exon. Lineage: Eukaryota; Metazoa; Chordata; Mammalia; Rodentia; Octodontidae. The coding region runs from base 1 to 921 and encodes 306 amino acids.
AUGGGUGCUGACAAUGCCACAGCAGUGUUUGAGUUUCUCCUCAUUGGCAUCUCAAACUAUCCCAAAUGGAGAAGCAUGUUUUUCACAUUGGUGCUGAUAACGUACUUCAGUACAUUGCUGGGAAAUGGACUGAUCAUCUUUCUCAUCCACUUUGAUGCACAACUCCACACACCAAUGUAUUUUUUCCUUAGUAAUCUGUCAUUCUUAGACCUUUGCUACGGAACAGCCUCCAUGCCACAGGCCUUAGUGCAUUGCUUCUCUACCCAUCCCUACCUCUCCUACCCACGAUGUUUGACCCAAAUGAGUGUCUCCUUGACCUUGGCCACAGCAGAGUGUCUCCUCUUGGCUGCCAUGGCCUACGACCAUGUGGUUGCCAUCAUCAAUCCCCUGCGUUAUUCUGUGAUCAUGAGUCGCCCAGUAUGUGUCUGGCUGGCUGCCACAUCAUGGGGAACAUCACUUGUACUCACUUGCAUGCUUGUCUUAUCCCUGAGGCUCCGCUUCUGUGGGGCUAAUGUCAUCAACCAUUUUGUCUGUGAAAUCCUGUCCCUCAUUAAGCUGGCCUGUACUGAUACCAGCCUCAAUGAGCUUAUAAUCCUGGUCACUGGUAUCUUUACCCUGCUUCUACCCUUUGGUUUUAUACUCUUAUCUUAUCUCCGAAUUACUGCUGCUGUCCUAAGGAUUCGCUCAGCACAAGGAAAGCUCAAGGCCUUUUCCACUUGCACUUCUCACCUAACUGUGGUGACAAUCUUUUAUGCCACAGCCAUCUUUAUGUAUAUGAAACCUCAGUCUAAGUCCUCCCCUGACCAGGACAAGUUUAUCUCAGUGUUUUAUGGGGCUUUGACACACAUGUUGAACCCCGUGAUAUAUAGCUUGAGGAAUGAAAAUGUUAAAGGGGCAAUGAAGAAAGUUAUGGGAAAAUGA